This is a messenger RNA of Artibeus jamaicensis (Jamaican fruit-eating bat), 1512 nucleotides long. It is a transcript of the gene SPATA33, whose product is annotated as spermatogenesis associated 33. The transcript has 3 exons. Bases 53 to 472 code for a protein of 139 amino acids. The record is from RefSeq and is a predicted model, not a curated record. Gene Ontology annotation, cellular component: cytoplasm; nucleus. NCBI's taxonomy places the organism in Eukaryota, Metazoa, Chordata, Mammalia, Chiroptera, Phyllostomidae.
GCCCGCAGUGGUGCUGGUGCCCGGCUCUGUCAGCGGGGCGGCGGGCUCACCUAUGGGGCUAGGCAGAAGCAAACACAAACCCGGGAAAGGUGAGGAGCAAAACAAGGGGUACACCUAUUCAGGCCCAAGGCCUAAGGAAGGGUCGAUGAACAGGCAGUCCCAGGACUCUGAGAAGCCACUAGACACUGCGCCUGCAGAGUGUCACUCUCAGAAGAAGGUGGCAGCCAAGCAGCAGUGCCUGUCACCUGAACUCAAAGAGAAACCUGAGGCAAUGGUCAGGCCGAGCGAGAAGAGAGCUGUCCUUCCCCAGAUCGUCACCAGCAGAGCCUCAAGUGAGACUCUCGUUAGCUACAACUCCAGCUCUGGUGGGAAUGAGGAGCAGAAAACCAUUAGGGAGCAGGUGGAAUGGGGCCCCUACGCCCGGCACAGGAACCCCAGCACCAUCGAUGCCUACAUCUCACAAAUCAAAUAAUAAACAGCCACCCCAAGUAGCUGUCCCCUGUUCAUGGUGCUCUGAGUCUCAGCUGUGAUGGUGGGAGGGCCGCCCUGCCAGGCAGGAAGCUGCAGGGGCCCCUGCAGGAGAGGAGGGCCCCCCCUGUUGGCAGCUUGGCUGAGGGCCAGAGCGACUCUUAAAUGAAUGAGUCAUGCCCCCUGCUGGAAUGGUGGCCUGUGCAGAGGGAUGAAGAGAGCAGGAGAGACAUCUCGCCCUGACUCCUGGGGGCCAGUGGAGUCCCCACACACGCUGAGGGGUGUGUGGUGAGUCCUGGUAGUUGGGGGGAAUGAGGUGUCCCCACACUUGGGAAGAAGGUGGGACUCUGAGCACUGAACUUUAAGGCCUAAAGGCUCCUAGCCAGGCUGUGACCUGGCCCAGAGUAUUAAGAGUCCAGAAUGAGAAUGUAGAAUAGGAGGUAGGGCCCAUGUGCACGAAGAACUUUGGAAGCAACCUUGUCACCGCUGCCCCAGGAAGAGGAGAGUGGGGUUGACACUUCUCGUCCUUCUGGCUGUGAACGAGGGCAUCCAUCCAGGGGACCCCCAGGCUGUGCCCAACAGCCAGCAGCGCUCAGGUGCAGCUGGAGAGAACGCCCCACUCUGGCUGGUCUCACGUGUAGUCUGGUGGCACUGUGUUAGCUCUUUGUUUGCAGAAUGGAAGCAAACUGUACACACAGUUCCUAUUUCUGCCUAUGAGGAUUAUGUUCCAUUAGUAUUAAAUAGUGUGAUUGACUUCCAAUCAAUUCGUUUCAGUAUAACCUGAGAAACAAGAAGUCUCAUAUUGACAUUGGUUACUAACACAUCAUUAGUAACCAUAUAUUUCUUAAAAGAUUUUUUUUUUUAAUUUCUAGAGAGAGGGAAAGGAAGGGAGAAAAAGAGGGAGAGAAACGUCAGUGUGUGGUUGCCUCUAACGCGCCCCCUACUGGGGACCUGGCCCUCAACCCAGGCAUGUGUCCUGACUGGGAAUCCAACUGGUGACUUGAGCUCAACCCACUGAGCCACACCAGUCAGACAAUAUCACUG